GCAUAAAAUGCCAUGUUCAUGAGGCUAAAACUGGAAUGGGGCAAAUCAUGAGGAACUUUGUAGCAAUUUGCCACGCAGUGUCUGCACAUCACCACCAGAUACCAGCCAAUUUACACAUUAAUCAAAGGGAGGGUCAUUCAGACAACAUUAUUUGUACAGUAAAACCUGCACUCACAAUAUUUUUCUAUUUUCCACUCAGCCUGCCCUCUCUGUUUCCCCAAAGAGAGCAAUAACCUGAAAGUAUUCGGGAUGAAACACAACUCACUCCUUCCCUCACACACUGACUGGGUGAAGAUGUAAAAUGUUCUGGGAUGAAGUUCAUGUUCCUGAUUAAGGACGGGGUUCCUCACACCUGUCUCGUACUUUAUCUGAUGGUGAAUAAAGUGCUGCCACUCUCUCUCUCUACUCUCCCUCUAACAGGAGAAAACCGAACACAACCAAACACAAAGAAGUGACAUCGUGGGAGGAGCUAUGACCCUCUGGCCCCUCCCCCCUUUCUGAGGAGAGUUCUCUGGAAUCACUGGGCAGUCAGACGGGGAAAGCAGUGAGACACACAGAAGGAGGAUGGGAGGAGCCAGCUCCAGACAUCAACAAGAUGCAACUUCAAACUGUUCAGAAAAUGCAACAAAUUCUUCAAAUUCUUCAUUGUUCAGUUCUGAAGAACUCACCAAACUCAAGGCUGAUUAUGACACGGGUGGAGUGGAAAAGGUUAAAACAGUGGUACAGCAGAAAGUAAGUGAACUAAGCUAUACAUAUCUUAAUGUUGCAGUAACAGGACAAUCAGGUGCAGGGAAAUCUUCCUUCAUCAAUGCGAUGAGAGGACUUCAGUUCGAUGAUGAGGGAGCAGCUGAAGUUGAUUGCAAGGAACCUACAUUGGAGCUAACGGGAUACAAACAUCCCAACCUGCCGAAUGUUUGUUUCUGGGACCUGCCAGGAAUUGGAACCGUAAAGUUCCCAGCAAAUAAAUACCUGAAGGAAAUGAAUUUUAAAAGGUAUGAUUUUUUCAUCGUCAUCUCUGCUGGUCGAUUUACAGAAAAUGACACAAAACUUGCCGGAGAGAUCAAACGGCUCGGGAAGAAUUUCUAUUUUGUUCGAUCUAAAAUUGAUAGUGAUCUUUAUUCAAAGAGAAAGAGAGGGAGACAAUUUAAUGAAGAGGAAGAACUGAAGAAGAUCAGGAAUGACUGUGUCAGCAAGCUGCAAGAGGCAGGGAUCCCAUCACCCAAAGUGUUCCUGAUAUCAAAUUUUGACCUGAAUCUGUACGAUUUUAGUCUGUUAAAUAAAGCUCUGGAAGAUGGCCUUCCGAAUAUAAAGAAAAGUGCGUACAUAGUGGCCCUUCCAAAUUUAAACUCAGGGAUAGUGGAGAAGAAAAGGAAAGAGCUAAGGAAACAAGUCUGGAUGUUGGCGACACUUUCUGGGGGAAUUGGGGCGGUGCCAGUUCCCGGAGUCUCCCUGGGCUGUGACAUUGGGAUAGUAAUUGGAGGAAUAGUACAUUUCCGUCAAUGUCUGGGUCUGAAUGAUUCGUCUCUUCAAAGUCUGGCCAAGAGGGCAGGGAAACCUGUGGAGGAUCUGAAAGCAGUGGUGACAACUCCCCUGGUCGGGGGGGAGAUAACCCCCGAUGUCAUAAACAGAUUGGCAUGGGGUGCUGCUGCUGUCACCAUUUCAGCAAUCGAGCUCGCCCUUGACACCAUCCCAGUGAUUGGUUCCAUCUUCGGAGCAGGCUCUUCGUUCCUUAUGACCUACAAACUACUGAGUGGUGCACUGGAUGAUCUUACAGAGAGUGCACAGAAAGUGGUGGCAGCUGCAUUUGGGACCGAAAAUGAUCCAAACCAAACAUCAGUGCGGUGAGUGAAUACUGCAGCUGAUGGAUAACUGGGAUCUAUCCCUAAAUACUGAUGAAGUUUUACUCAAAUAUUCCCUUGUGACUGAACUCAUUUGUGAAAAUAUUCCUCCCUGAUACCAGGGAAAUGUUAUUGCAGAACAGCAUCUUUUUCGAGGUGUAUUAUAAGGAGAAUUUUAAGUCUCCAAUUAAUUUCACAUGUUCCCUGAACACAUGAAAUACAAAUAAAAUAAGUGUUCCCUGUUGCUGGAAUUAUCCAGCACAGGAUGUAUCCAUUCAGCCCACCAUUCCUCUGGUAAGAAAUAUCUGUGUGUCCACUUUGACAGUGAUGGACAGCUCCUUCUAACGUUCAGCUCCUUCUCUGUAAUGGUGUCUUCUAAAAUAUGACAACAGCAUUACGACUGAAAUGGACUCCUACAGAAAGAAAACUCACUGGGAUUGUGUUUUAUUUUUGAUUAUGGGUAAUUACCACAUUGGUCUCUUUUUGCACCCUCAUGGCUAUCAUUCACAUGACAUUUUAAACCUGUGUUAAGGUUAACGGUAUAGUCUUCCUCCCAGUAUAUAACAAUCCCAACAUAAAGCCUUAUCAAGAGGAAGCUUAUUUUCCAAUACUGUUAAACCCAUCAGCACAUUCAGUGUACAGCCCACUCACCUGGUGUUAGAAUGUCAGAAAAAGUUUAACUUCUCUGCAGAUCUCAAUUUACAUGAUGAAGGAUGAAGGCUCAAUCAGCUCCUGGCUUCAUAGCACCUUAGAUCCAAACACGGUCCAAAGAGAUGGAUUGCACAGGUGAUGUGAGAGAGACUGCACUUGGCAUCAAGGGCCCACCCCUCAGUACCAGUGAGACAGGACUUGGAACAACCCUGAUGCAGCAAGGACAGCGGGCUACACUUGGUUCCAGAACAUGAACAGAAAUGGAACACAUUACACUCGAAUGGACAAAGAAUGCCUGGCCACUGUCUUUGCUUGUGAACAUUUUCAUCAAUGCCUACUUCCAAGAGACAAAAUCACAUUUGGGGCUGACCACAAACCACUUCAAAGUAAUUUUCCACAGCUGCCACUGUCUGCUCCAAAAGCUCUGACUCACAAUACAGAGGUAGCAUUUGCAAAUGCGAGGCAGGCGACUGAAGCAGAUGUAAAUUGCAGACAUGCUGUUGACAGCAGCUUCCCAGUGAAGACAGUACAGGAUACUGGAAUCAUAAAGCUGCUGCUAUCCAUAAACUGCAACAUCUACAGAAACAGUUUCUUUGGUCCAAGUCAUCCACACUGACCAGACAUUCCAAACUGACCUCGUCCCAUUUGCCAGCAUUU
This is a messenger RNA of Chiloscyllium plagiosum (whitespotted bambooshark), 3146 nucleotides long. The record is from RefSeq and is a predicted model, not a curated record. Lineage: Eukaryota; Metazoa; Chordata; Chondrichthyes; Orectolobiformes; Hemiscylliidae.